Messenger RNA from Epinephelus moara (kelp grouper), 469 nucleotides. Its product is annotated as ATP-binding cassette sub-family C member 5-like. Gene Ontology annotation, molecular function: ATPase-coupled transmembrane transporter activity; ATP hydrolysis activity; ATP binding. The transcript is spliced from 3 exons. Lineage: Eukaryota; Metazoa; Chordata; Actinopteri; Perciformes; Serranidae. Gene Ontology annotation, cellular component: membrane. The record is from RefSeq and is a predicted model, not a curated record. Gene Ontology annotation, biological process: transmembrane transport. The annotation marks the transcript as partial.
ACAGGGACAACUCAGGGACAACUCAGGGACAACUCAGGGACAACACAGGGACAACACAGGGACAACUCAGGGACAACACAGGGACAACNAACACAGGGACAACACAGGGACAACUCAGGGACAACACAGGGACAACACAGGGACAACACCUGUGUGUGUAUAUGUUUGUGGUAUGUCAGUGUUGUGUGUGUGUGUCCAGGGGACGCUGGUCGGGGUGUGUGGGAGCGUUGGCAGUGGGAAAACCUCCCUGAUGUCGGCCAUCUUAGGACAGAUGGCGGUGUUGGAGGGUCGUGUGGCGGUCAGAGGACGGCUGGCCUAUGUGGCUCAGCAGGCCUGGAUCCUCAACGCAACGCUGAGAGACAACAUCCUGUUUGGACAGGAGUACCAGGAGGACAGGUACCAGUCCGUGCUGAGUGCGUGCUGUCUCAGACCAGACCUCCUCCUGCUGCCCAACGCUGACCUCACAGAG